Molecule: messenger RNA, 553 nt
Organism: Nicrophorus vespilloides
Lineage: Eukaryota; Metazoa; Arthropoda; Insecta; Coleoptera; Silphidae
Product: bolA-like protein 3
Exons: 2
Coding region: 182-529 (115 amino acids)
Source: RefSeq, a predicted model, not a curated record
AAAACAUUUAUUCUUUUAUUUUCAUUACGAAACUAAGUUGCAAUAUUUGGUGUAUCAAAUCUUUGAAAUAACUGUAUUAUACAACUACAGUCAUUGGAUCGUAACAUAACCUAUAAUAUUUGAACAAAGUUUUCAGUCAGCAAUAUUUAUAGUCAUAAACCGGCAAACCAAAGACAAAAUCAUGUCGGGAAUAAUUAAAAGUGCAUUCCAGAGAGCUUCUCGGAUAUUGCACAAUUCGACAAUCCAGCCUACUACACAAAAGUUGAACAAAGUAUGGUAUGGCCAGAACAAAGCAACUAGUGAACAGGAACUGAAAGACAUUUUGAAAGCUAGGUUUCCGGGUGCCACAGAAAUCAAAGUGGAGGAUGUGUCUGGAGGUUGUGGAGCCAUGUAUGAUAUAAUGGUUGAGACUGUCGAAUUUAAAGGACUAUCUAUAGUCAAACAACAUAGGGCUAUAACAGAUUCACUUAAGGAACAAAUCAAACUUAUUCAUGGUUUGCAAAUUGAAACCAAAGUUCCGAAAUGCUAACUAUUUAUUAUAAAUUAUGUAGAU